This is a messenger RNA of Eptesicus fuscus (big brown bat), 1209 nucleotides long. RefSeq names its product myelin protein zero like 3 (gene MPZL3). Gene Ontology annotation, cellular component: membrane. The record is from RefSeq and is a predicted model, not a curated record. NCBI's taxonomy places the organism in Eukaryota, Metazoa, Chordata, Mammalia, Chiroptera, Vespertilionidae. Bases 435 to 1133 code for a protein of 232 amino acids. The transcript has 6 exons.
CUGGCCGCGAUGACCCGCCCGCUCCGCCGAAGGACGGAGGCGCCCGCCCACCUCCAAGGCCCAGCAGCGGGUGUUGGCCCGGCCCCGUGACCCGCAGGCCCCGGGGACGGGGUUCACGGAAGCCGGUCCUGGGCGUUGGGAGGGGGAAGGUCCCGGACCCGGCGGAGGAGACGGUCCGGCCGCAGGACCCACAGCUCCAAGGAGCACGUUUCUCCCAGGCCGCAGCCCCCCCCCCCGCCCCCAUUCCGGGCAGAGAAGCCACACAGCCUGGGGGGCACGCACUCGUGCGGGUGCGGUCCCGGGAGAGCCCUUCCCGAGCCGCUCGGAAUCGCCAUCUUAAGCGUUUCCGCCGCCACCUGCGGCGACGCCACUUCCGGUGUCACCUGCGCCGUCGCGGGAGGUAAACCAGGUGCGCUGCGCCGGGAGCCGCCGGGAUGCAGCCGCCGGGAGCCGCGGGAGGCCGCGCCCCGCUCGUGCUGCUGGGCGUCCUGCUCCUCCGGGGUGUUCACACGGCCCUUACCUUGGAGAUCAAAGUGGAUGCACAUGUCCGGGGUUACGUUGGAGAGAAGAUCAAGCUGAAAUGCAUUUUCAAGUCGACGUCGUCUGUCACUGACAAGCUCACCAUAGACUGGACCUACCGGCCCCCCGGCAGCAGCCGCACCGAGUCAAUUUUCCACUACCAGUCCUUCCAGUACCCCAGCACCGCAGGCACGUUUCGCGACCGGAUCUCCUGGGUCGGAGACGUGUACAAAGGGGACGCGUCCAUAAGCAUAAGCAACCCCACCACCAGGGACAACGGGACCUUCAGCUGCGCCGUGAAGAACCCCCCAGACGUGCACCAUAACAUUCCCGUGACGGAGCUCACAGUCACAGAGAGAGGCUUCGGCACCAUGCUGUCCUCCGUGGCCCUUCUUUCCAUCCUCGUCUUCGUCCCCUCGGCGGUGGUGGCGCUGCUGCUGCUGGUGAGGAUGGCGAGGAAGUCUGCGGGCCUGAGGAAGAGGGGCAGGCCUGGCUACAAGAAGUCCUCCAUCGAGGUGUCAGAUGACACUGACCAAGAGGAGGAUGACUGCAUGGCGAGGCUCUGCGUCCGCUGUGCCGAGUGCUUGGAUUCAGACUAUGAAGACACGUAUUGAGGGAAGUUUGCAUAACGUAGGAAGAAUCGGUGAAUCACAGAGAAGUAUUGCCGCCGGCACGGAAGCCUCUCGGAGG